Messenger RNA from Aphanomyces astaci, 1344 nucleotides. RefSeq lists its product as hypothetical. Lineage: Eukaryota; Oomycota; Saprolegniomycetes; Saprolegniales; Verrucalvaceae. The transcript has a single exon. The coding region runs from base 1 to 1233 and encodes 410 amino acids. The record is from RefSeq and is a predicted model, not a curated record.
AUGGUGGACCAUAACGUUACCAGCGCCACCGACUUCCACAACGCACCUCGAACGCCCCCCACCACCGUCGACCCCAAGGACUCGAAUGAGUACGAACAUGGAUUCCAACGCCGACGGCGCCGUCGUAUCGCAGUCAUCACGGCGGCGACGUGUCUCUUGGUUGUGGGGGCAGUCGUGGGCGUGGCGAGUUUGUCCGCGACCAACCCGACCGAAGUCCAAUCCAGCGCCAACAGCAAGAUCGAUCCGAGAAACAGCACGAACAUCACAAGCGUGCCCAACGUCGUUGCUACAAAUACUAUAAUCCUUCCUAACGUUACAGUUGAACCCUCCACUCGUGAGCCAGUCACCAGCCAGCCAGUCAAUACCACCACCACGACCAUUCCUCCAGUGGAGGUCACCACAACGACCAAUAUGCCAACCUCAACGAUUGUAGCACCUACCACGACAACCACAACCGUCGCGCCAACCACCACCACAUCCCUGCCACCUCCCACAACCCCCAUACCCACCACGACUACCACACCAAAGCCGGUGGUUGCCACCUCACCACCACCGCCACUGCCCGCCACCACAUCCUUGCCACCUCCCACAAAUCCCAUACCCACCACGACUACCACACCAAAGCCGGUGGUUGCCACCUCACCGCCACCACCACCGCCAUCGUCCGCCACCACCUCUCCACCACCACCGCCUCCGGCCGCCACCACCUCUCCACCACCACCGCCACCGGCCGUCAUCACAUCUCCGCCGCCACCACCGCCAUCGUCCGCGGCAUUGGGCAAUGACGGGGCGUUCUUGUUCCAAAACAACUGCGGGAAGACCCUCAACUUGUACCGCAGCAACGCGUUUUUCACGUCGUUGGCGCCUGGCGGGUCGAUCCAAGUGGACGGCACGGCCCAGCGCAGUCAAAUGUUUUACUUUGGGUGGGAUGCAUCGGGCGACGCGACCUUGUUUGAGACGCACUUCGGGGCGGACAACCGGUUCUACUACGACAUUAGCAUCAUCCCCGUGCGCUGCGGGGCGUCGUGGGACGUUUGCAUCGGCCCGUCGUCGUUCAAGCUGCCCAUGACGGUGCUGGUACGCCCUGCAAGUGGAGCCAACCUGCAGCAGUUUCCCACGUGCAAAACGCUCUCGUGUGGCGAUGCCACGUGUCCAGUGGCGUACAAAGUGCCCAAUGAUGUCAAAACCAUGGUGUGUCCGAAGCAAGUGUCCAUGACUAUCACCGCUUGUUAAACAUACACGGGACAUGACAUAUUGUACAGCGUGCGUAUAAAUCCAUUUCCUAAAAACGUGAUGAGGAGCAACAUCAUCAGGGUUAUGAAAAAAAUAAUAAAUAAUUGGCGA